Molecule: messenger RNA, 3407 nt
Organism: Acinonyx jubatus (cheetah)
Lineage: Eukaryota; Metazoa; Chordata; Mammalia; Carnivora; Felidae
Product: orphan sodium- and chloride-dependent neurotransmitter transporter NTT5-like
Exons: 13
Coding region: 557-2887 (776 amino acids)
Biological process (GO): sodium ion transmembrane transport
Cellular component (GO): membrane
Source: RefSeq, a predicted model, not a curated record
CGCGUCAGUGGCGGGUAAAGGGGGGUGCAGUGGCCCUAGCCCCCAGCUCCUAACCUCUCGGGGCGCCAGCCAUCUUGUUUCCCCGGCCACCACCCCCCACCGCCUCUGGAUGUAGACCACCCAGCCUCCCCUCCUAAUCUCCCUUUCUCUCCAGGAAUUUAGGGAUCCAGGAUGCCCUGAGUCUGGGAGGGGAGGGUUGGACACCAGACACCGAGAGGCAGAGUAGUAAAGGCCAGCAGGUCACCGAUGGGGGACACCAACUUUCCCCAGCAGGUCACCUGGGCUGAGUCUGUGGGGUUGGGAUGCUGUAGGCACAUCCUUCACUGACCGGCUCUGAGGUGGACUCCCGGGACUCUCCCAUCUGGAUCGAAGAGUUUCCUGCCUGGUCUUCAAACUGCUUGUCGCUCCUUUGAUUCUCUGAGAGCCUGGCGGAGAGUAGACAGAGCAGGGGGAAGCCCAGAAAGACGAGUUCCCAUAUCCAGGAGGGGCUGGACUGGUGACAAAGACAACUAUCCCAGAUUCCGUCAGGAGUUAGUUGGCCUGAAAGAAGAAAGUCAUGGAGUCCCUUGAAGAAAUAUCAGAGGAAGAGGCUCCCAAAGGACCCAGAACUUCCUCCUUCCUGUCCGGGAAGCUCACAGCCAAGGAGAUUCUGGCCACCAAGACCCAAAACUACUUUGCUGAGACUAAAAGAACCGAGGAUAUCUUAAUGCAGGUCGCUUUCUCCAUUGGGCUGGGUAGCAUAUGGCGUUUCCCUUACCUGUGUCAGCGGAACGGAGGAGGCAGCUUUAUCCUGAUGUACUUCUUCAUGCUCCUCUCGUUUGGGAUUCCCCUCCUGUACAUGGAGAUGAUCGUGGGGCAUUGGCUGCGUGUGGACAACAUCCGGGUCUGGAAGCAGCUCGUCCCCUGGCUGGGCGGCAUAGGAUACGCUAGCAUAUUGGUGUGCAUCUUGAUGAGCUUGUAUAAUAGCGUCAUCAUCACCUGGAGCCUCUCCUACCUGGCCAACUCCUUUGAUAACUCCCUGCCCUGGAACCAGUGCCCACUGGUGAAGACCACCAAUGUCACUGACCUCUCUUGCCUUCGGACUGUGUCCCACCAGUACUUCUGGUACCACACCACCCUGAGCGCCUCAGGCCACAUUGAGGAAGGGGUCGACGCCCUCGUCCUGCACCUCACACUGGGCAUCUUCGCAGCCUGGUUCCUCCUCUUCUUAACCAUGAUCACAGGGCUGAAGAUUUCAAUGCAGGCCUGCCGACCUGUGCUCCCUGUAAUGCUUGCCUCCACCUGCCCCUCCUCCCCCCUUCUCCUGACUUCUGGUUUCUGUCUUGACCCACCUGGCCAGAUCCUGAUUUUUUCGGUAUUCCUCCUCUACAUCCUCCUCCUCUGCUUCCUCAUCCGAAGUCUCUUCUUGGAAGGUGCAGUUGCCAGCCUCAGACGUAUGGUGACCACAGAGCUCUCAUCCUGGGCCUCGCUGGACCUCUGGCGUCAGGCAGGAGGCCAUGUGGUUUAUUCCUUAGGCCUGGGCCUGGGCACCACCAUCAACUUCUCCUCCAAGGCUGGAGGCAACAGCUACAUCCAGGUGGCCUCUUUGGUGGCCCUGGUCAACCUGGUGACCUCAUUGCUGCUCACAUCCAUCGUCUUUAUAGUGCUGGAGUUCUGGGCCACCACCAGCGGCCACACCUGUGUUGAGAAGAGUGUCUCAAAAUUGAUAAGCCUGAUAAAAAAGGGGGUGCUGCCUCAGGAUGCCAAGCCCCCCGAAGACAUCCUCCUCCUGCCCGCCCUGGACUACCUAGACUGGAUCAGCAAUCUCCCUCAACACCUCCAGUACCCGGUCAUCCGCUUCUCCCCAUCCUGCAGCAUCAUGACCCAGAAGGAUAAGUUCAUGGAGGGACCUGGCCUGGCAUUCGCAGCUUUCUCCCAAGCCAUCUCGCUGUUCCCUGGCGCCUCUCUCUGGGCCAUCCUCUUCUUCUUGGCCCUGGUCAUCAUGGGGCUGAGCACCUUGAUGAGCAUCUUGGAAGGCAUUGUCUGUCCCCUCCAGACCUCCUUCUCCCUCUUCAGGAGGUAUCCCAAGCUGCUGUCAGUGCUCAUCUGCUUGGGAGGUUUUCUGGGCAGCCUCGUCUUCACCAGUCAUGCUGGCAGCUACAUAAUGUCCUUGUUUGAUGACUGCCUGGUCCCGCUCACCCUCAUCGUCAUUGUGGCCUUCCAGAAUGUGGCCCUGGCCUGGAUCUAUGGAGCCAGGAGGUUCAGGGAAGAAAUGUUCAGUAAACUGGGCCGCCUGCUGUGGUCCUUCUUCACUUUCCUGUGGCGCUACGUGACCCUGCCUGGGCUGCUGGCCCUCUUCACCAUCUGCCUCACGCAGCUCCACUGGAGGGUACCGUCCUACUACAUCGCCUGGAACAGCAGUAUGAGCCAGGAAGUAAAACAGCCCUACCUGCAGAGCACCCUGAGCUGGGUCACCUUCCUCAGCAUCCUCACCUUUCUGCCAAUCCCAGUGCAGCCACUCCACCACUGGUGGCACCUCGAGGACCACAUUGCUUUUGAUCCCUUUGAAAAGCUACAGUCCAAAAAGAUGCCCUUGGUGCCCCCCAAGUCGUUACAGUACCCCAAACACCAAUUGGUGACAUCCCAGAAGACAGACACUGAAUGCUCAUCUAGAAAAGUCAACCCACCCUUGAUUAGGAGGCUGAACCUGAGCUCCUUAUGGAGGUUCAGCCUGCCCUUGAGUGAGUACAACCAGAGCUCUUCCUGGUUCAGCCUGCCUGUCAUUUCAUCCCUGACAUCUGCGCUGUCCAUGAGGAAUGCCAGCACUCCCGUUUCAAGGCAGGUGAGCCCGGCCUCAGUAACCAUAGACAACAGUGACAAGAGCAGGGAGACCCAGGAAGAAAAUUAGGACUCUGUUCAAUAACUGGUGACACCACCCAUUUUUCCAAAUCUGGCAUUAGUGUCCAUCUUGCUACAGAAAUAAUCGGUCCUGUCGGGAAGUAGGGAGAGGGACACAUGGAAAUUUUGCCUAGCAACCACUGACAUCACUCAGUUGGCCUUGGGAGGAAACGGACAACUCAGGAGCGCCUUCCUCUCCUGGAAUAAUACCGAUUCUGCUAAGUGGAACACUCUGAUCUGGGGUUGGAGAAUUCAGAAGAAAUCAACUCGGCCAUUCACAGGGCUGCACCUAGGGCCUCCUUUCUCCCUGUGAGGAGGGAGCAUCAUGUUGGCAUGAUGGAGAUGGGCCUCGAGGCACUUGCCGGGAUCCAGCCCUCCCAGUUAUCAUGGAGACAGACAGUGUUCUCUCCAAACCCCAAACUCCACCACCAACCUGGAACACUGGGGUAGCUAACGCCUCCAGGGCUGCUCUCUCAGAAUGGGGCUGGGAUAACAAAGCUGAGUCAAUAAAUUGAUCCACUGAGACCCCG